CGCUGCCAGAGUCCGUCCAACGAGAUCACACGAGACUAGUCUUGCUUCCCCCCUCCCUCAACCCCACACAGCUCAGGCAUUUACUUAUUCAACAUGGCUACGACUGCAUCGUUAUCGAAAUUCAACGAGAUUUAUGAACUGAAAGAAGAACUUGGCAAGGGAGCUUUCUCAAUUGUACGGAGAUGUGUUCAGAAGUCUACAGGACUGGAAUUUGCAGCUAAAAUUAUUAACACGAAGAAACUCUCCGCCAGAGAUCAUCAAAAGCUAGAAAGAGAAGCUAGAAUUUGUAGAUUGUUGAAACAUCCAAAUAUUGUGCGCUUGCAUGACAGUAUACAAGAUGAAGGAUUUCAUUACCUGGUCUUUGAUUUAGUAACAGGUGGUGAAUUAUUUGAAGAUAUAGUUGCUAGAGAGUUUUACAGUGAAGCAGAUGCCAGUCACUGCAUUCAACAAAUCUUAGAAGGAGUUAACCACUGCCACCAAAAUAGUAUAAUACACAGAGACUUGAAGCCGGAGAACCUGCUGCUUGCUAGCAAAGCAAAGGGAGCUGCUGUCAAGUUAGCGGAUUUUGGACUGGCUAUUGAAGUAAAUGGGGAUCAGCAGGGAUGGUUUGGUUUUGCUGGAACCCCUGGUUAUCUUUCACCAGAAGUAUUAAGAAAAGAUCCAUACGGAAAACCUGUAGAUAUUUGGGCAUGUGGGGUUAUCUUAUAUAUUCUCUUAGUUGGUUAUCCUCCGUUCUGGGAUGAAGAUCAACAUCGGUUAUAUGCACAAAUUAAAGCAGGAGCAUAUGAUUAUCCUUCACCAGAAUGGGACACUGUGACCCCAGAGGCAAAGAAUCUCAUCAACAGUAUGCUGACUGUGAACCCUGCCAAAAGGAUCACUGCAUCUGAGGCUCUGAAACAUCCUUGGAUUUGUCAACGAGAGCGUGUUGCUGCUGCUGUACACCGACAAGAAACUGUAGAUUGUUUGAAGAAAUUCAAUGCCAGGAGAAAACUAAAAGGUGUUAUUCUUACCACUAUGCUGGCAACCAGAAACUUCUCCACUGCCUCCAGUGGAAGUUCAGGUAACAGUUCAGUGGGUGGCUCUUCUCAAACUAUAUUAUCUGCUGAAAAACAAUCUUCUCAACCAGGGGUCUUAGAGCCAGGUCGUAGCUUGGUGGCAAAGAAAAACGAUGGUAUUAAAGAAUCCACAGAUAGCAGUGCUACACUGGAAGAUGAAGACACUAAAAGUAAAAUGGAUAGUGAGAUUUCGUUUUCCAAGACGAACUCUCGCUGUUCCACAGAGCAGGACCUUCUGAGCAGACAAUGCUGGUUAGGAACGUCAGCAAAGAAAGGAAAUCUUAUGCAUGAUGACAAAAGUACAGGGACAAUGUGUAUGGCUAGUCUGGUGAAUAUGUCCACUAGUUCAAAAGAUGGCCCAACCUGCUGUCGCAAACAAGAAAUUAUUAAGUUGACUGAACAACUUAUCGCUGCCAUCACAAGUAGUGAUUUUGAAGGAUACACAAGAUUUGUUGACCCUCAUGUCACAAGCUUUGAACCAGAAGCUUUGGGAAAUCUGAUAGUUGGAAUGGAUUUUCAUAAAUUCUAUUUUGAUCAUGCUAAAUACUGUCAUAGAGACACAAUAUCUAAGAAUGAUGGAAUAUUGGAAUAUUGUAUCCCUCGGACUCCCACCAUCGUAGAACAAGGCAAAUUUCCUGCUGACAACCCUGUGCUAUCAAAGAACAGUAAGACAUUGAACACCACAAUCUUGAACCCUCAUGUACACCUUCUUGGUGACGAUGCAGCAUGCAUUGCCUAUGUUCGACUCACACAGUAUAUUGACAGAGACGGUGUUCCAAUCACUGUUCAGUCAGAGGAGACAAGAGUGUGGCAAAGGAAGGAUGGCAAAUGGCAGAAUGUACAUUUUCAUCGCUCAGGAUCAUUGCAAGCUGUCUCAUCAAAAUAGAAGUGUAAAAAAUCUACUUAACUCUAUCAACAAAUCUAACUACUACCACCACCACUACUACUACAAAUACUACGACAACCACCAACAACCACCAUGACCACUACAAACAACA
Octopus bimaculoides (California two-spot octopus) is the source of this 2053-nucleotide messenger RNA. RefSeq names its product calcium/calmodulin-dependent protein kinase type II delta chain. Lineage: Eukaryota; Metazoa; Mollusca; Cephalopoda; Octopoda; Octopodidae. Gene Ontology annotation, molecular function: calcium/calmodulin-dependent protein kinase activity; ATP binding; calmodulin binding. The record is from RefSeq and is a predicted model, not a curated record. Gene Ontology annotation, biological process: protein phosphorylation.